UAUGACAUUCAUAUUCUGGACUUCAACGCCUGCCAGUAUAAAAGCGCGUACUCUGGAUUCAUCUUCAUCAGAAAGUAAUCAACUUCAAGUGUUAGAACAGCUGCUUCAACAGUCUUCAAACAAACAUAACAAAAUGUUUGCCAAAUUGUUCAUCGUCGCCCUUGCCGUUGUGUGCGCUUCGGCUGAUAUUGGGUUACUUAAGGGCCGUUCUCUUGACUUCCCGGUGGCCUAUAGUGCAGAAGUUGUACCGUCCGUUGCCUACAGCGCUCCAGUUGCCUCGUACUCGACCUACUCCGGCAGCCCGCUAGCGUACGGCGCCCCAACACUGGGAUCUAAUUUCUACUACCAUGGCCGUACCGUAGUCGUCUAAGAGCCACGAAAAAACCUCACUCCCUAUGAAACACACUGGAAACUAUUUCAUAUAACAUUCUGUACAAUAAAUUGAUUGGAAUUCAAAA
Anopheles arabiensis is the source of this 458-nucleotide messenger RNA. RefSeq lists its product as uncharacterized. The record is from RefSeq and is a predicted model, not a curated record. Bases 2 to 370 code for a protein of 122 amino acids. The transcript is spliced from 2 exons. NCBI's taxonomy places the organism in Eukaryota, Metazoa, Arthropoda, Insecta, Diptera, Culicidae.